AUGGAGAAGAUCUCUGCACAAAAGACUAACACUCGGGGUUCUCCAGCCCCGAGGAGAGUUCAAGAGCUCAACAGCAGCAGUUCAGCAUCUGCAAAGGACGGCCCGACGAGGGGAAUUAUAAGGAAGGCCAAAAAUACCUUCAGCAAAAGUAACAGGAUCUCUGAAAGUGAAGACUCGAACACCUCUGAGGAGGAUGUCACUGUGAGAGGCGUGAAAAUCAGAGAUGAUGGAGAGGGACCGUCAAAGAAGAAUAAGGAGAGGAGAAGAUUUGAACUUAACAAGUACGACGAAGAGACGGCUUCCUGCUCAGAAAGCUGCAACACAUCUGCAGAGGUCGUGAGCGGCAGAGGUGGUAAGAGGAAGAAGAAGAAGCGAACCAAACCAGAUCUGUCCGUAGAAGCCCAAAGAGCUAAACUUGAGGCAAAAUACAAGCAGCAGAAUCAGCUCGGCAAAGGUGGAUGUGGAUCUGUGUUUGCUGGCUAUCGCAAAGCAGAUCAUUUACAUGUUGCCAUCAAACACAUCCCAAAGAACAAAGUCUUCUGCAAACAUGUGGACAAUGAAGGGAAACAGCUGUCUGUGGAGGUCGCCGUCAUGUUGAAACUUGCGGCCCGAACAAGAGGAUCUGUGGGGACGUCAGCACCCGUGGCCCUGUUGGACUGGUACGAUCUGGACCAGGAGCUGGUCCUGGUGCUGGAGAGACCAGUUCCCGCAGAGGACCUACUCCAGUACAUUAAGGUCAACGGAGGCUCCUUACAAGAGGAGGAGGCCAAGAUCAUACUGAAACAGCUGGUUGAUGCAACAAUUGAACUUCAGGAUCAGCGCAUCUUUCACCGUGACAUCAAGUUGGAAAAUAUUCUGAUCGAGACCGGCUCAGACAUCCCUCGUGUUCGACUUAUUGACUUUGGACUGAGCUGCUUCGUCAAGAAAAGGUCCUGCUACCACAUCUUCUACGGUACUUCUGCUCACACUCCUCCAGAGUGGCUCAGUCAUUGUGCCUACAGGGCCGGCCCCACCACAGUGUGGCAGCUGGGGGUGGUCCUGUUUGAGACGCUCCACAGCGAAGCGCUCUUUCAGACCACCAAGUUCAUCAGAAAACGGCUGACAAUCAGCAAAGAUCUGUCCAAAAAUUGCCAGGACUUCUUGCAAACCUGUUUGUCCAAAGACCCCCAGCAGCGCCUUACCCUGGAGCAGCUCCAGCUUCACCCAUGGCUUAGAUGAACAAUCCAUCCAAUGCCGUACAUACUAUCCUGCAGCACCCUCAGCCGUCCCAGGAGGGGGAUCUCUCUAAAUAAGGUCUUUCCUCGUCUUCUCAGGGAGCUUGGGCCGGAGUCAGGAGCUGCUGCAGGAGACAUUAUGUAGUGCAAGAUGUGAAACUAAGCCAAAAUAAACUU
Molecule: messenger RNA, 1391 nt
Organism: Cottoperca gobio
Lineage: Eukaryota; Metazoa; Chordata; Actinopteri; Perciformes; Bovichtidae
Product: serine/threonine-protein kinase pim-1-like
Exons: 10
Coding region: 1-1218 (405 amino acids)
Biological process (GO): regulation of mitotic cell cycle; protein autophosphorylation; negative regulation of apoptotic process
Cellular component (GO): cytoplasm
Molecular function (GO): ATP binding; protein serine/threonine kinase activity
Source: RefSeq, a predicted model, not a curated record